ACGGCGCUCCUCUGGUUCCUCCGCUGGUGGGCGCCGCCUGCGCUCGCCGGGGGUGCACCUGUGCGGCAGGUGUGGCGCGGGCUGCGGCCUGGGCGCGAGCCGGCAGACGGAUGCUGCAGAGGCCGCGCUGGGCUGGGGCGCGCGGGAGGCGGGGCGGCGGCUGCUAGUGACGGCGCGGCCACCGCCCGGGAGGCGCUUCUGCGCCGGGUGCCACCCACCACCUGGACCGCGGGGACGCGGCUCCGAGCGCGGCCCUGCUCCGCUGAUUUCUCUGCAAGAUGGCUCACGCUGCCGCUUCCAUUAAAAAAGUUCGAGAGGCUGAACUGGAUGAAAAGGAAAAGAUCCUUGAGAGGGAGAGAAAAAAGCAACGCAAAGUCCCCAGGGACCGCGCGGACCGGAAAAGAAAGUCUGACAGCAAUGCCAGCUUCCUCCGCGCGGCCCGAGCCGGCAAUCUGGACAAAGUCGUGGAGUACCUGAAGGGAGGCAUCGACAUCAACACCUGCAACCAGAAUGGACUCAACGCACUGCACCUGGCGGCCAAGGAGGGGCACGUGGGGCUGGUGCAGGAGCUCCUGGGCAGGGGCUCGGCCGUGGACUCCGCCACCAAGAAGGGGAACACGGCUCUGCACAUCGCCUCUCUGGCCGGACAGGCGGAAGUCGUCAAGGUUCUGGUCAAGGAAGGAGCCAACAUUAACGCCCAGUCCCAGAACGGCUUCACCCCCCUGUACAUGGCCGCUCAGGAGAACCACAUCGACGUCGUGAAGUACCUGCUGGAAAACGGCGCCAACCAGAGCACCGCCACCGAGGAUGGCUUCACGCCGCUGGCGGUGGCCCUGCAGCAGGGACACGACCAGGCGGUGGCCGUGCUGCUGGAGAACGACACCAAGGGGAAGGUGCGGCUGCCGGCGCUGCACAUCGCCGCCCGGAAGGACGACACCAAGUCGGCCGCCCUGCUGCUGCAGAACGACCACAACGCCGACGUGCAGUCCAAGAUGAUGGUGAAUAGGACGACCGAGAGCGGCUUCACCCCCCUGCACAUCGCUGCCCACUACGGGAACGUCAACGUGGCCACCCUGCUCCUCAACCGCGGCGCCGCCGUGGACUUCACCGCCAGGAACGGGAUCACGCCUCUGCACGUGGCCUCCAAGAGGGGGAACACGAACAUGGUGAAGCUCCUGCUGGACCGCGGCGGUCAGAUCGACGCCAAAACCAGGGACGGGCUGACGCCGCUGCACUGCGCGGCCCGAAGCGGACACGACCAGGUGGUGGAGCUGCUGCUGGAGCGGGGUGCGCCGCUGCUGGCCCGGACCAAGAACGGGCUGUCCCCGCUCCACAUGGCCGCGCAGGGGGACCACGUGGACUGCGUCAAGCACCUGCUGCAGCACAAGGCCCCCGUGGACGACGUUACGCUGGACUACUUGACGGCCCUGCACGUCGCUGCACACUGUGGCCACUACCGUGUCACCAAGCUCCUCCUGGACAAGAGAGCCAAUCCCAACGCCCGAGCCCUGAACGGCUUUACCCCCCUGCACAUUGCCUGCAAGAAAAACCGCAUCAAAGUCAUGGAGCUGCUGGUGAAAUACGGGGCUUCCAUCCAGGCCGUGACAGAGUCUGGCCUCACGCCUACUCACGUGGCGGCCUUCAUGGGCCACCUGAACAUUGUGCUCCUGCUGCUGCAGAACGGCGCCUGCCCCGACGUCACUAACAUCCGCGGCGAGACGGCCCUGCACAUGGCGGCCCGGGCGGGGCAGGUGGAGGUCGUGCGGUGCUUGCUCCGGAACGGCGCCCUGGUCGACGCCAGAGCCCGGGAGGAGCAGACGCCUCUGCACAUCGCCUCGCGCCUGGGCAAGACGGAGAUCGUGCAGCUGCUGCUGCAGCACAUGGCGCACCCCGACGCGGCCACCGCCAGCGGGCACACGCCCCUGCACAUCUCCGCCCGCGAGGGCCAGGUGGGCGUGGCCGCUGUCCUCCUGGAAGCAGGGGCCGCCCACUCCUCAGCCACCAAGAAAGGCUUCACCCCCCUGCACGUGGCGGCCAAGUACGGGAGCCUGGACGUGGCCAAGCUGCUGCUGCACCGGCGCGUGGCGGCCAACUCCGCGGGGAAGAACGGCCUGACCCCGCUGCACGUGGCCGCCCACUACGACCACCAGGAGGUGGCCCUGCUGCUGCUGGAGAAGGGCGCGUCCCCUCACGCCACCGCCAAGAACGGCUACACGCCCCUGCACAUCGCCGCCAAGAAGAACCAGAUGCAGAUCGCCUCCACGCUCCUCAGCUACGGGGCCGAGACGAACGUGGUCACCAAGCAGGGCGUGACCCCGCUGCACCUGGCCUCCCAGGAGGGGCACGCGGGCAUGGCCGCCCUGCUCCUGGAGAAGGGCGCCAGCGUCCACACGUCGACCAAGAGUGGACUCACCGCCUUACACCUGGCCGCCCAGGAGGACAAGGUGCACGUUGCUGAGGUUCUCACCAAGCACGGGGCCGACCAGGACGCCCACACGAAGCUGGGCUACACUCCUUUAAUCGUGGCCUGUCACUACGGAAACGUGAAAAUGGUCAACUUCCUCCUGAAGCAGGGAGCGGACGUCAACGCCAAAACCAAGAGCGGCUACACGCCCCUGCACCAGGCUGCGCAGCAGGGCCACACGCACAUCAUCAACGUGCUGCUGCAGCACGGCGCGCGGCCCGACGCCACCACCACGAAUGGCAACACCGCCCUGGCCAUCGCCAAGCGGCUGGGCUACAUCUCGGUGGUGGACACGCUGAAGGUCGUGACUGAGGAGGUCACCACCACCACGACCAUCACUGAAAAACACAAGCUGAAUGUUCCUGAGACCAUGACUGAGGUGCUCGAUGUGUCUGACGAAGAGGCUCUUAAACGGUUUGGUGACCACUUUAUUGAUGGGGACGUACUGAGUGACUCAGGUGACGACACGAUGACCGGGGACGGCGGCGAGUACCUGAGGCCCGAGGACCUGAAGGAGCUGGGCGACGACUCGCUGCCCGGCAGCCAGUUCCUGGACGGCAUGAACUACCUGCGCUACAGCCUGGAGGGGGGGCGCUCCGACAGCCUCCGGUCCUUCAGUUCCGACAGGUCUCACACCCUGAGCCACGCCUCCUACCUGCGGGACAGCGCCAUGAUUGACGACGCCGUGCUGAUCCCCAGUCACCAGGUGUCGGCGCUCACCAAGGAGGCCGAGAGGAGCGCCUACCGCCUCAGCUGGGGCCCCGAGACCCUGGACAAUGUGGCCCUGUCCUCCAGCCCCAUUCACUCGGGCCGCGCCUCUCCGUGUCUCGAUCGCGACAACAGCAGCUUCCUGGUCAGUUUCAUGGUGGACGCGCGCGGGGGCGCCAUGCGGGGCUGCAGACACCACGGGCUGCGCAUCAUCAUCCCGCCGCGCAAGUGCACGGCCCCCACGCGGGUCACCUGCCGCCUGGUGAAGCGCCACCGACUGGCGACCAUGCCCCCGAUGGUGGAGGGAGAAGGGCUGGCGAGCCGCCUCGUCGAAGUCGGACCCUCCGGUGCUCAGUUCCUGGGUAAACUCCACCUGCCAGCGGCUCCCCCCCCACUUAAUGAGGGAGAAAGCUUGGUCAGCCGCAUCCUUCAGCUGGGGCCUCCUGGAACCAAGUUCCUUGGGCCUGUCAUCGUGGAGAUCCCCCACUUUGCCGCCCUCCGGGGAAAGGAAAGGGAGCUGGUGGUGCUGCGCAGCGAGAACGGGGACAGCUGGAAGGAGCACUGCUGCGAGCACACGGAGGACGAGCUCAACGAGAUCCUCAAUGGCAUGGAUGAAGUGCUGGACAGCGCCGAGGACCUGGACCGCAAGCGCAUCUGCCGCAUCGUCACGCGCGACUUCCCGCAGUACUUCGCCGUGGUGUCGCGCGUCAAACAGGACAGCCACCUGAUCGGGCCCGAGGGCGGCGUGCUGAGCAGCACUGUGGUGCCCCAGGUGCAGGCGGUGUUCCCCGAGGGCGCGCUGACCAAGCGGAUCCGCGUGGGCCUGCAGGCUCAGCCGAUGCAUGGCGAGCUGGUCAAGAAGAUCCUUGGGAACAAGGCCACCUUCAGCCCCAUAGUCACUUUGGAGCCUCGAAGGAGGAAGUUCCACAAGCCGAUCACCAUGACCAUCCCUGUCCCCAAAGCUGCCAGCGACGUCGUGCUGAACGGCUUCGGGGGAGAAGCACCAACCUUGCGGCUGCUGUGCAGUAUAACAGGCGGAACCACCCCCGCCCAGUGGGAAGACAUCACGGGAACUACGCCACUGACGUUUGUCAACGAGUGUGUCUCCUUCACCACCAACGUGUCUGCCAGGUUCUGGCUGAUAGACUGUCGACAAACCCAGGAAUCUGUCGCCUUUGCCUCCCAAGUGUACCGAGAAAUCAUCUGUGUGCCCUACAUGGCCAAGUUCGUGGUGUUUGCCAAGUCCCACGACCCCAUCGAGGCCAGGCUGCGGUGCUUCUGCAUGACCGACGACAAGGUGGACAAGACGCUGGAGCAGCAGGAGAACUUCGCCGAGGUGGCCAGGAGCCGGGACGUGGAGGUGCUGGAAGGGAAGCCCAUCUACGUGGACUGCUUCGGCAACCUCGUGCCGCUGACCAAGAGCGGCCAGCACCACAUAUUCAGCUUCUUUGCCUUCAAAGAGAAUAGGCUUCCGCUCUUUGUCAAGGUACGAGACACGACUCAGGAACCUUGUGGACGACUAUCAUUUAUGAAAGAGCCAAAAUCCACCAGAGGCCUGGUACAUCAAGCAAUCUGCAACUUAAACAUCACCCUGCCUGUUUACAUAAAGGAGUCAGAGUCAGACCAAGAACAGGAGGAAGAGGUCGAUAUGACAUCAGAAAAAAACGAUGAGACAGAGUCAACAGAAACGUCUGUCCUGAAAAGCCACCUGGUCACGGAGGCCCCGGCCCUGGCCAGCCCGGACUUGCUCUCGGAGGUCUCCGAGAUGAAGCAGGACCUGAUCAAGGUGACGGCGCUCCUGGCCACUGGCGCGGCCAGCAGGGCAGGUGCCCUCGGGGAGAAGGCACUGGCCGGGGCCGUGGAGGAGGAGCCGGGGGAGCCCUUUGAGAUCGUGGGGAGAGUGAAGGAGGACUUGGAGAAGGUGAACGAGAUCCUGAGGGGUGGGGCCUGCUCAGGGGGCAGCGGCCACGGGCCAGGGUCCCAGCCUGAGGGGCAGCUAGAGGACGAGGAAUGGGUGCUCCUCAGUGACGAGGAGGUAGCAGAGGCCAAGCAAAGGGCCCCCCUGGAGGUCCCCGAGGUCCCCUGUGUAGAAAUCAGGCUAGAGAAGGAGACCACAGCACAGGGACAGAGGGAUGCCACGGGGCUGGUCACCUACCUCACAGAGGAUCUGAACUCCUACUCGGCGGCUCCUGGAGGGGCCCCGCAGCCAACGCCCCCCACGGCUGGGGACAGACGCUCUGGAAGCGAAGCAAAGGACAUUCCCCUGGAUGAGACGCAGAGAACGCAGACCCAGCAGCAGCCAGGCCUGGGCUUGAAGAAGCCAGUGCGGCGGAAAUUAAAGGACAAGCAGAAGCAGAAAGAGGAGAGUUUACAAGCCAGUGCAGGGAAAAGUGAGCUUAAACAGGGUAGUUCCGAAGAGUCCUUAGAAGGAGACCCGGGCUUGGCCCCUGAGCCUCUGCCCAGGGCCAAGGCCACGUCCCCCGUGAUCGAGGAGACCCCCAUUGGGCCCAUCAAGGACAAAGUGAAGGCCCUGCAGAAGAGAGUGGAAGAUGAGCAGAAGGGUCGAAGCAAGUUGCCUGUCAGACUCAAAGGCAAGGAGGAAGUGCCCCGGAGGGCGGGACCCCGGCCACAGCCAGCCCUGUCCCCCCCUCAAAGGCCAGACCGGCGGGCACCCGUGUCCCCCUCCUCCAAAGUGGACAGACACUCGUCCCUCACCUCCUCAGCCAAGUCCGAGCGGCAUCCUCCAGCGUCACCACCGAGUAAGACUGAGAGACACUCGCCUGUGUCUCCCUCAGCAAAAACCGAGAAGCACUCGCCCGGGUCCUCGUCAGGUAAAACCGAGAGACACUCGCCUGUGUCUCCCUCAGCAAAAACCGAGAAGCACUCGCCCGGGUCCUCGUCAGGUAAAACCGAGAGACACUCGCCUGUGUCUCCCUCAGCAAAAACCGAGAAGCACUCGCCCGGGUCCUCGUCAGGUAAAACCGAGAGACACUUGCCUGUGUCACCUUCAGGUAAAACAGACAAACGCCCACCGGUGUCACCAUCAGGAAAGCUGGAGAAACAUCCCCCUGUGUCACCUGGGAGGACAGACAAGCGCCUGCCCGUGUCACCGGCUGCGAGGACGGAAAAGCACCCUCCUGGGUCAGCCUCCGGGAAGACGGAGAAGCGCCUUUCGGUGGCACCUUCCGGGAAGACAGACAAGGCCGCGCCCGUGUCCCCCACCUCGAAAACGGAGCGCAUCGAGGAGACCAUGUCCGUCCGGGAGCUGAUGAAGGCCUUCCAGUCAGGCCAGGACCCAUCUAAGCACAAGGCUGGGCUGUUUGAGCACAAAACUGCCAAACUGAAGCAGCCACAGGACAAAGGCAAAGUUCGGGCCGAGAAGGAAAAGGGGCCGCUACCAGCCCAGAAAGAGACACUGAAAACAGAGAGUCAGACCAUCCGACGAGGCCAGAGGUCCCCGGGAGUGGGGGCUGCAGAACCCAGAAGAGGGUCCCGUGGUGCCUUGGGGCUGAGAGAAGACACCACCAGAGGGAAGGUGACCCUCCCCACCAAUAGGACGCUGCCCCCUGUGGGCCCGGUGCCCGGGGAGGAGCUGGACGAGAGGGGAGACAGGGACCUCCAGAUCAGCCCCGACCGCAGAACCUCCACUGACUUUUCUGAGGUCAUUAAGCUGGAGCUGGAAGACAAUGACAGGUACCAGCAGUUCUGCCGCCAGGAGGAGUCCGAAGAGGUGCCGCUGGUACCGGAGCAGGUGCUCACCAGCCCCUUCCCCACGGCCUUCCCACCAGAGCCCGGCAGUGGGCAGCCACUCCCAGCCUUGACCUUCCGCCUGGAUGGCAGCUGUGAAAAUCUGGGGCAGGAAGGGGUGGCAGGGUCUCCCUGCGGCAGCCUGAUGGAGGGGACCCUGCAGGUCAGCUCGGAAGAGAGCUACAAGCAUGAGGGGUUGGCGGAGACCCCCGAGACAAGCCCAGAAAGCCUUUCCUAUUCACCAAAGAAAAGUCAGGAGCAAAUUGGGGAAACCAGUGAAAAUGCCACCUUCAAAACAGACAUUCAUUCAGGCAGAGUGCAUCCCUCCACCAAAGACUCUCCGGACGGUGCCGAAGAGCCAGGUGGGGCUGCUGCAGAGGGCGCAGAGCCCGGGGCCAGGUGUGUGAAGGAGGACACCCUGGACCCUUCCACAGAGAUGGGCCCCAAACCGGAGGGCGAAAGCCCAGGCCACUGCACUGUGUCCCCAGCGAAGGAAGCACCCGCCGGGCUGACUGAGGACGUGCUCUGUGAUGACAGUCCCCUUGCCCACAAGACACAGACAGACCCUGGAGCUCAGGAACCCACAAGCCCCAAGCCCUUGCCGACCGAGGCCCCUGUGAGGACUGCCCAGUCCCAGGCAUCCCCCCGCAGUCCCCAGGGGCUGGACCUGCCACUCCCUCGCUCUGACCCCGAGGUCCUCAGUCCCGGGGCUGACGAGUCAUUGGCAGUGAGCCACAGGGACUCCUUGGAGGCAAGCCCCGUGCUGGAGGACAACUCCUCCCACAAAACCCCAGACUCCCUUGAGCCCAGCCCCCUGAGAGAGUCUCCCUGCCGCGACUCCCUGGAGAGUAGCCCCGUGGAGCCCAAGGUGAAGGUUGGCACACUCCCGGGCCACGUCCCUCUCCCUGUGGCUGGUGCCAAGGCCGACUUCUUCACAGAAAUGGCCCCUGUGAGGUCUCGGCUGCUGCGAGACCCCGAUGGCAGCGCUGAGGAUGACAGUCUGGAGCAGACGUCCCUGGUGGAGAGCUCCGGAAAGAGUCCCCUCUCCCCUGACACCCCCAGCUCUGAAGAAGUCAGCUACGAGGUCACGCCCAAGGCCUCUGAUGCCAGCACCCCCAAACCAGCUGUGAUUCACGAGUGUGCUGAGGAGGAGGACUCAGAAAAUGGGGAGAAAAAGAGGUUCACCCCUGAAGAGGAGAUGUUCAAAAUGGUGACCAAAAUCAAAACCUUUGACGAACUUGAACAAGAAGCCAAGCAGAAAAGGGACUGCCGGAAAGAAACGAAGCCUGAAGAGUCAUCUUCAUCCUCUGACCUGGACGCUGACAGCUCGGCAGCCAUAGGUGAGCCACCGUGUGGGCCACGUGCACAGGAUGGGAGUGACAUCCCUGUCCUGGUGACCUCAGACAACAACAGAAAGGCUUCAUCCUCCUCAGAGAGUGAGCCUGAGUUGACGCAACUGAGGGAAGGAGCUGACCCGGGGCUGCUCCCAGAGCCGGUCAUUCGGGUGCAGCCCCCGUCCCCACUCCCGUCCAGCUUGGACUCAAACUCCAGUCCUGAGGAGGCACAAUUCCAGCCCAUCGCUUCCAAACAGUACACUUUCAAGAUGAAUGAAGACACUCAGGAAGAGUCCAGUAAAUCAGAAGAAAACGCGUGUGAAUCUCGUUUGCCUGAAGACGGUCAUGCUGAUUCCACUGGAGGCCCAGAUCUGCUGCACGAUGAUUUGAACAGAGAUGCUGACCCACCAAACAUGUGUGCCGGCCACGGGUGUGCAACAGGAAGUCCUAGCCACUCGGCCCCGCCUGUGUCCUCAGGUCGCUGUGGCCCCAGUAGGGAGGAGCUCAUCAUCCGUGAGGAUCUGUCAUCUCCCCAGGACCCUGGUGGGGACUCAAGAGGAGGAGAGCUAGGGGUUUCUCAAGAGGGAUCACCACAAGCAGGUGGCUCCGGUGAGGGCUCUUCACCUUUGUCCUCUUUGCCUGAUUGUCCAGCAUCUGGAGACGUUGUCUCUGCGUCUUUUCCAGCAAAAAUGGAGGGUACAAAGACCAACCACACUUGCGAGAGCUUCCAGGACAUUCCCACACUCGACUCCUCCCUGGCUGUUCAGACAGACAGACUGUCUGUGGCCGUUCCAGGCUGUGACCCCUCUGAGGCCGAGGAAGCCUGUGAUCUUCAGGUCAUAAGCCCAUAUGAAAAUGUGCCUCCCCAGUCCUUCUUCUCUGGUGAAGACAACAAAACCCAAGCAAAUGCGGAGCACUCUGGUUUUCAUGCUUCUGAUGCAUGCUCUGUGACUGUCACAUCCUCUGUGGACAGCGUGCCAGUGGACCAUGCCUCUAGUGGGGCUAUUUCAAGCAAAGACUCCAAUUUUGGGGACCAGGGCCUGAAAAGCACCUCAGGGGACACACUGUCCGACUGUGCCCCUACAUCCUCACAGCCCCACCUGCCCCACUCCGCUGCCGCUGCCAGUGAGCACAUGAGCCAGGUUGUCAUCACCACCUGUGACGCAGAUCCCGAUUCCUGGAGCGAAAUCCGCGAGGAUGACGAAGCCUUUGAGGCCCGAGUGAAGGAGGAGGAGCAGAAGGUGUUUGGUUUGAUGGCAGACAGACAGUCACAGGGCACCACCCCAGACACUACUCCUGCCCGGACCCCCACCGAGGAGGGGACUCCGACCAGUGAGCAGAACCCAUUUCUCUUCCAGGAGGGCAAACUGUUUGAGAUGACCCGAAGUGGGGCCAUCGAUAUGACCAAAAGGCCCUACGCAGAUGAGAGUUUCCACUUUUUCCAAAUUGGCCAAGAAUCCGGGGAAGCUGCCACUUCUGAUGACGUGAGAGAAGGGGAUGCUGUGAAUGAGCCUCCACAGCCGCUGACCCCGGCCCCAGCCCUCUCAGGAUCCACCAACACAGAUGAGGCUGACUUGCUCCCUGAUGUCCUGGGUGAGGAAGGAGAGGGACUUCCUGCCUCAGAUGGUGGUCUCUGUUCCCAGACAGGGACCCCAGCCUCCAAGGAUGUAUUGUCAGGGGAGGUGGCCAUUUCUGCGGGCACCAAGGGCCUGCCCCCUGGGCAGGGUGGCGAUGCGCCUGCUGCGUCCAGUGUAAAGCUGCUGGCUGGCCCCGCCUGCCCGGAACCUGCUGUCCAGGCUGCACUGGACUUCUCCACAGUCACCAGGUCUGUGUAUGCAGAUCGGGAGGACGAUUCUCCUGACUCCUCCCCAGAGGAGCAAAAGUCAGUCAUCGAGAUCCCCACCGCAGCCACAGAGAGUGUGCCUUGUCCUGAAAGCAAGUCCAGGAUCCCCAUCAGGACUUCAGCCCCAGCCCACGGGGAGAGGGCCCAGCCCGAGGGCCUGCCCAGCCCAGAUGAGGACAGGGCUGAGCCAGAGGCUAGGCCAAAGUCUAAAAUACCUGUGAAAGCGCCCCUCCAAGGGGUUGGGCAGCAGCCCCUGCCCCAGGGCCCAUCCCUGCCCAAGACAGUGGCCCCUCGGGGACAGGAUGCGCCAGGCAGGGCAGCAGAUGACAGGGGCAGAUCUGAGUCUGGUACCAGUGCAGGGAGAGCCAGAAGCUCUGCUGAGACAGAAGUAGGGGGUGGGGAGGGGGCAGAGGAGCCUGAGCUGCAGUCAAAGGGCGAGGCCACGAGCCCCAGGCUGCUUGCCACCCAUCUACCAGUGCAGGGCAGGGGCCCCCACCGGGAGAGCAAGGAGCAGUUCUUGGACCUGUAUAGGAACUCCCUCGAGUUCUUCGAGGAGAUUAGCGAUGAGGCAGCCAAGCUAGUGGACAGGCUGGCCCAGGCAGAGAGGGAGCAGGAGGCAGUUUCCGAUGACGAGAGCAGUAGUGCCCUGGAUGUGUCCGUGAUCGAAAAUCUGCCGCCUGCUGAGACCGAGCCCCCGGUCCCCGAGGACGUCUUUGACACGAGGCCCGUUUGGGACGAGUCCAUUGAGACUCUGAUUGAACGCAUCCCCGAUGAGAACGGCCAUGACCGUGCUGAAGAUCAGCAGGAGGAGCAGCGGCGGAUGGAGGAGCGGCUGGCCUACAUCGCCGACCACCUGGGCUUCAGCUGGACAGAGUUAGCACGAGAGCUGGACUUCACUGAGGAGCAGAUCCAUCAGAUCCGAAUAGAGAACCCCAACUCCCUGCAGGACCAGAGCCAUGCACUACUGAAGUACUGGCUGGAGCGGGACGGGAAGCUUGCCACUGAUACCAGCCUCAUCGGCUGCCUCACCAAGAUCAACCGGAUGGACAUCGUGCACCUCAUGGAGGCCAGCACCGAGCCGCUCCUGGAGCGCGGCAGCCUCGGCUACGCGGAGAUGGAGCCGCCCACCGCGCCGGACCACAGCGAAGGCUUCUCGGCCCUCCCAGAGGAGCUGCCCGCCCCGCACGCCGCAUCCAGGGAGAGCGGGUCCUGCGGCCACCCUCCCAUUGUCUCGGACGAAGACCUCUCCGUCGGCUACUCCACCUUUCAGGACUGCACCCCUAAAACGGACGGGGACAGCCCAGCCUCCAGACCUGUCCCCCCUCAGCAGGAGCAAAUGCCCCAGGGCCUGUUGGGGACGGCGCCCGCGGAGCCAGCUCCAGAGCAGGAGUACUUUGUGACGACCCCAGGGACAGAAGGGUCAGACACUGAAAAGGCUGCGUCUGCACCUGGCUCUCCCAGCGGGACCCCCGAGGAGGACAGGCCCACCCUGCGGACCCCGUCCCCUGCCCCUGGGGAGCAGGCAGACUCGCCCAUCGUGCAGGAGCCUGAGGAGCCCCCGGGCCUCAGGCAGGGCGCUUCUCCCCGGAAAACCAGCCUUGUGAUAGUGGAGUCUGGGGAUGACCGGCCGCCAGCCUUCGAGAGUCUCGAUGAGAACUCAGCUUUCCAGAAGGAGCUCACGGCCGAGCUGGGUGAACUGGAGGUCAGCUCCGACGACGAAGCGACGGUCACCACCAGGGUCGUCCGCCGGCGUGUGAUUAUUCAGGGUGAUGACAUGCCUGAAGUGCCCCCAGAAACCGUCACAGAGCAGGAGUACGUGGACGAGAACGGGCACACGGUGGUGAGGAAGGUCACCAGGAAGGUCAUCAGGCGGUACGUGUCCCCUGAUGGCAUAGAGCGGGAGGAGGUCACCGUGCAGGGACGGCCCCAGGAACCCAUCAGCGUCGAGGACGGGGACGGCUUCUCCAAAGUCAUAAAGCGCGUGGUGCUGAGGAGCGACACGGAGCAGUCAGAGGUGACUCUGGCUGAGCCCAGCGCCCCGGGCGAGUCCUCGAGGUUCCAGGCCGAGCCCGUGGAUGGCCGGCGUGUGAGCAAAGUCGUCAAAACGACGGUGGUGCACGGGGAGAGGAUGGAGAAGCACCUGGGGGACCCCCGCUUCGCGUCCGACCUCCCCUCUGCCAAAGCCGACUUCGAAGAGGCGUUGAGUUAUGCAGGUAGCCACGCACAAGUCCACCUCCCCAGCUUAGUAGAGAGUGAAGUCCUGAGAGAGGAUGGAUCGGUGGUUAAAAGGACGACGCUCAGUAAGGCCAGCACGCGGAAGAGGGCGGUGGUGAAGGACCAGCAGGGGGCGCACGUGCACCUGGAGCAGCUGGAGGAUGUGCCCGAGGCCCUGGAGCGGGACGCCUUCCAGCACGACCUGCAGCAGCUGCUGCGGCAUUUCUGCCAGGACGGCCCCGAGCAAGAGGCCAAGUGAGGGCCCCGGAGCUCGUGUCGGAAACCCUGUUGCCCCCUCGGUGCACAGCACCCCCUUUCGUCAGAGGAGCAGCCUGCCUGGCCCCGGGACCCUGACGCCCUGACUCCAGCACACCCCCCACACUUGGUUAGCUUGUCCCGCCCCCUUUAACUGUACGCGAAUUUGUGACCAAAGAUAGCAUCCUGCCCCUGGGUGCUGUGUCCCGAUGUCCUGGCGUCCGGGCCGGCCUGGGCACGGGCCGCCCCCCACCCCUCGCUUCCGCUCAGGCUCUGCGCGGAGCCGUUGAUCAGGGCAGCUCCCCGUGCACCUCUCCCCAGGGUGACCAGGCGUCCCUCGGAGGGACGUCCGGGCACGGUGGGCCCAGCAGCGCUCCGACGGACCCGUGUCGGGUGGCGGUCACACUGGGCACCACGGAACCGAGGCCUCCAGAGGUGGCCAGGCGUGGUUCCUUCAGGUAUUGCUAACACAAUCCAGCGAUGGCGCCUUCCGCUGCGGAAGAGGCCCAUCAGACCUACCAGACCUUGCGACUCCGGCGUAGCUACGGCCCUGGCCGGGGUGGGGACCCCGAGGAACUGCCCCGGUGGAGCUCGGACUCCGGCAGGCAGGGCAGCGGAGAGGCGCCAGGGGCUGGCAGCUGCGACCCGUGGCCUUGUGGCACCGCAGGUCUCUCCGGUCCUGGACGCGCUGGCAGGCUCUUCACCGAGCUGUGACCACUGCAGUGCCCCGGACUCCAUCGCUGCUCGUGCAAACCACGCUGUCUUACGGUGGCCCUUCCGCCCGGCCACGGCGCUGCAGGUACUUCCUUCCCUGGAAGCAGGCUCCGCCCGAAGCACGGGAGGCAAAGCGCCGUGGCCACGUGGGAGCGCGCCUCCUCCUCCCUCCAGGUUUCCGUCCCCGCGAGCGCCUGCAUGUCGCAUUUGGAAAUCCGGCCCCAUCGGAGCCUUGCUCUCGGCGCCCGGGCGGAGUUCCUUCUCACCCAGGACACGGCUCACCCUGCAGUGGGGUCUGGUUUCUCUCUGGCAGACAAGAUGGAGAAGUCCUUAAAAAUUUGGGUUUGGUUAAAAGUUUUGGUUUAUUUAUUUGAACCCUGAGGUGCAUUUGUGCACUUCCUGUGUGUUUAUUUCAAAGCAGGGCCUCCCGUCACCUGAGUGGUCCCCACGCCCCGGUCUGCAUUCUUCUAGUGGUUGGAGCUGCGCAACAUUUUAAUCACAUUUACUCACAAAUAUAUUCCUGUAAACAGUGUACGUUUUGGACACUUAUUUGUUAAAGAAAAGUAUAUUCAAUGGAGAUGAAAUUUAAAAACAAACACCAGAGUCUAUCCUCCCGGAUGGAGCAUUUCCCGAUUCCAGCGGUCUUUUCCUGCAAAAACGAGUCCUUGCUCCCAAUGUCACAAACCACGCGACACACAGUGCCACUCGGUCACUUCAGGGAGUGUGGCAGGAGGGAGUGUCCCGGGGGGGCACCCCCCACACAGCACCUCCCACCCCUCGUGGCUGUUGGAUUGGAAAUUCGGCAUCGUCCUUUGCAGCCAAAGCGAGAGGCCAGUGGCAAGGCCCUGGACACACGGUGGCCUCUCGUGAGCCCUUCCCUGGGCCCCAGAAAGCGUUUCUGUUGUGUGAUUUGCAGUGCGGAUGACGUCUGUGUAACAACUUAACGGUUAUUCACCUCCUUUUGGUUUUGAUUUUUGCUGUGUAAUCAAAAAAACUUGAAUACUGUGAGAAGAAGUGAAUUUUCAGUUGAUGAAUCAGCAUCUUGUUUCCAUGGUGAUAACACUAACUGAAUAUAUCUAUGAGGGCAUGUACUAGUUAACGGGAAAAAUACAACACUAACAACACAUAGCUGCAACGUGUACAAUGGCUGAUUUAAGUAAAUAAAAUGUACAAGUGUUCA
This is a messenger RNA of Phyllostomus hastatus (greater spear-nosed bat), 14459 nucleotides long. RefSeq names its product ankyrin 2 (gene ANK2). The record is from RefSeq and is a predicted model, not a curated record. Lineage: Eukaryota; Metazoa; Chordata; Mammalia; Chiroptera; Phyllostomidae. Bases 279 to 12569 code for a protein of 4096 amino acids. Gene Ontology annotation, molecular function: protein binding. The transcript has 51 exons. Gene Ontology annotation, cellular component: T-tubule. Gene Ontology annotation, biological process: protein localization to T-tubule; signal transduction; regulation of cardiac muscle contraction.